AUGGUCUCUCCUACUCCUUUCCGCGCCGCGGAGUUCAAGAGCGCAUACGGCCCCAAGUACGUUACGAUUGCCCGACUUCGACGCGAGUCCAGACCGAGCCGCAUGGCGCCGAAUGGACGCGACGCCGGCACGGCGGCGUCCCGGCCGGUCGAGACAAACAUCCGCACGAGAGCACCAGAACUGACCGAGCCGUCCACCAGAUACCACUACCAGCCCAACUUCCAUGGCAUGAACAAGACCUCUCUCUUCCGGCUAGGCCUCCGCACCGCUUCCUUCGGCGGUGCUGGAGUCAUCGCUGCCCUCCUCUAUGUCUCCGGCAUUCCUCGCGUCCAGCGCGACGUUCUUCAGCAAAUCCCCGUUGUUGGCAAGUACUUUAUCAAGGAGGAGCUUCCCGCUUCGGACAACCCCUUCUAA
Molecule: messenger RNA, 414 nt
Organism: Purpureocillium lilacinum
Lineage: Eukaryota; Fungi; Ascomycota; Sordariomycetes; Hypocreales; Ophiocordycipitaceae
Biological process (GO): mitochondrial electron transport, ubiquinol to cytochrome c
Source: RefSeq, a predicted model, not a curated record